AUGUCGAUAGAUCGCAGUACCCAGAAACACUAUCCUCGCGUCGCUGUCAGUGGCCCAAAUUGGCAGGAUCGGGCUGAUGCCACCCUUCAAGUUCCUGAUGGUGGGGUCCGAAGCCCUGACGGAUUCCCGCAGACAAUCAGUCUCAGUGCUGACGACGGUACUUACGGGGCACGACGACGCCCCGCGACUCGUGGUGAAACCAACCUCGAGCUGGAAUGGGACGAAGACAACAUUUUUUCAGCACUCAAACCAGCGAAGCAGCAACACCAGCAGUUUUCGCAGUUUUCGCAGCAGCAGCAGCAGCAGCAGCACAACAACAUCAAUCAUCGAUCGGGGCGCCACCCGACGCAUACGCACAUCCCAGCCGCCCCAUCCACGCCGCCAGCCGACCAGCAGAGCCCGGCAGAGGCAGACCAGCAGCACCCACAGCAGCAGCAGGAGCAGCAGCAGCAGCAGCGCUUUGAAGGACGCCAGAGGAACAAUUACCGAGCCGAUCCUCCCACUCCUCCCAGCCCCAGUGCCAAUGCCAAGGCAAAUAGCAAUGGAAAUGCCCUAAUACCCGCUAGCGCUCUCUCCUCCCUCUCCGCCUCAACCUCAACCUCACCCUCGCCGUCGGUCUCACCCUCGCCCUCACCGACGCCGGCCGACUUUCCCUUUCCCUCCACCCUCACCGCCGCCCGAUUCAAAAUCCCAACCGCCCUUAGCUCGUACAGUGCCGCAGACCUUCCGUCUCCCCACGCCGCCUCAACAAUUGAUGGUGCCGCGUCCUCGGCGACCGUCUUGAAAACCCUGCGCAAGAAGCCCUCGCGGUACAGGCAGCGCUCUCCCCGAUUGAGAUUUCGAGCACUGGCGGCGGGCCCUUAUUACCCUGACCAGUGGCCAAAUGCCAAUUUAAACUCCAUCGUCACGCGAUCCGCAGAUCCUCUUGUCCCGCGACAGAAAAGCGACCGAGGCGCACCCGUCGUGAAUUCUGCACGAGGCCUGAAAUCUUUCCCCCACCACCUCGACCUUGUUCACAGCCCGGCGCCUUUCCGUGGCGGCGACGAAAACAGUUCAGACGUCGUCUGCCACUCACCCAUCUCUAGCGUCAACCACGACGCCAUCGCCGCCGCCGUCGCAGCCGCCAACCAGGACGACGACGAUCUCGAUCUCUCCCUGCGCAAGGCCCUUACCCUGCGCACCCUCGACUCGGCAAAGUCGUUCGCCGAACGCACCACGGGAGCCGCCGCGACAGCGACAACGACAACGCCAACGACGACGACGGCGACAAGGGCCACGAUUGUCACUGCCCCCGCCUCUUAUUCUACCGAUAACCUCCUCUCCAACUAUCAGCCCUACUCUCGCCCCAAAAACAUGACCACUUCCACCACACGCUGGGUCGAUGCCCCGACCAGCUUUGGCGGGACGCAUCGCGACGCCGAUCACCAACACCACGAUGACGCCGCACCAAUGUCGCCCAAGUCCAAGAUCAAGAGUCCCAUCUUUGCCUUCCUCUCUAGGAGUCGAAAGGGCGACCUAGUCUCCGCCGCGCCCGCCUCUCCAGGGCGCGCCCCCGAAACUCCGCAACUGGGUCGCCCCGCCGCUUCCCGCGCUUUAUCGAGGCGGGUGGCAGGGCGCGUUGUUGUCCGGUGCAUGAAUUCCUCCAUUACCCUCCCUAUUACGCCCACGACGACGCCCGUCGAUAUCCUACACUCCGCCGCAAACCUUAUCACCCAUCGCAUACGACCCGAGUCCUCCAUAGUCGUCGAGUCCUAUCUCCAAUAUGGACUUGAGCGCCGCCUACGCCGUUAUGAGCUCCACCCCGACGGGGCCGACCCCGUCCCCGACAACCCGGAGCUGCUCGAAUCCGUUUCCGUGCCCCGCACCUACGAGCCCCCUUACGCUUUCACCCUGCAAAUGUACCACUGUGCGCGCGUGGGCAAGUGGACCAAGCGCGUCAUCACCCUGCUCGACACGGGCCAGAUCUUUGCCGCCAAGAAGCCCGGCGCCCAGCCCUCGGACAAGGACUCGGUUUCCCUGUGCCACUUGUCCGACUUUGACCUGUACACGCCCACCGAGCACCAGUCCCACGUCUUCCCCAACGGCGAGAACUUUGUGCACUUCUUCUGCACCGACGACUCGCGCAUGGCCCGCCUGUUCCGCGAGCAGGUGCACGGGUGGAGAAGCUGGUACCUCGUCAACCGCAAGCUGGAGGCCGAUCCGCCCAGCGUCGGGCGCAAGGCCUCGCAGCGAUCCGUCGGCCGCAACGGCGCGCGGCAGUCGGUAGACACGCCUUACGCCAUCGGCACGUUCAAGCCCCUGAUGGACAUGGACAUUUUCGAAAAGUCGUACGACGACCCUACGGCGUCAGACCCCGCUGCCGCGGCCGCGGCUGCGGCUGAUUCCCCCUCACGGCUCGACGCCUCGCAAGCGCCUCUCCAAGGGAAGCCUGCGCCAGACCACGAGCAGGACCUCACGCCCACGCCCGACUUUGACGCCAAAGGCCUCCUCGGCCAAGGGUACGAGGAACGCAAGCAGGAACAGCUACGACGCACAGGCACGCAGCGCCGCCGCGCCUCCAUCGACGAAGACGGACCUUUACCGAGGGACCCAGCCUGGUCAACAGCAUUCCCUCGGCCGCGCACGAGCAGUCGCAUCCCCUCUCCCCGCGCCCGUGGACUCCACGGCCCUCCGCCGCGGAGAAUCACGCUACCGGCCCACCACGGCAGACGCGAGCCGCCAGCGCAGCCAGCGUCGCCCCGCGGCCCGGGCGAGCAGUCCUCGGCAUCGGUGCGGACGACGCGCACGGUUUCGGGCGCGCGCAGGACCGCGCCGCACGACGUGUCGCCGCCCCCGGGCAUGCCUAAGCCUCUGCUCGAUUUCCACGAUAACCCCGAGGAACCCGCCCCUCGUGGAGGAACCAAGUGCGCGUGGGCAACGCCCCCCUCGGCGGCGUCGUCCUCGGCCCGCAACCACUACGCGCCCCAGCACCAGCACCAGCACCAGCAACAGAGCAGGGAGGGCCCGUUUGUAAGGCACCCGCAGGGCGAGACGCUCUUGGGCCAGCUGGAGCGCAGCCAAUCGGUCGCGUCCAGCUCGUCGCGGUAUCGGGCGGCGAGGAGGGCGCGCGGGGAUGAAGAGCCGAUGCCGCCGCUGCCUCCGCAGGGGACUACGCUGCUGGGUCAACUAGAGGCUAGGCAGGUGGCGGCAGCGGGGUCGAGGAGCCGGAGCGGGACGGUGAGGUGA
Parascedosporium putredinis is the source of this 3225-nucleotide messenger RNA. The record is from the annotation of a GenBank genome assembly. NCBI's taxonomy places the organism in Eukaryota, Fungi, Ascomycota, Sordariomycetes, Microascales, Microascaceae.